AUGGCCUCAGCCUGUCUGAGAGAGGACCGUCCCCUUCCGCGGAGGGCCGACGAAGGAUUUGAAACGUCGACUGGCACGCUCUACGUGUCCAAGCCCUACCGCUCAAAGUCGUCAAAGAAGCUGCGCGCCCUCAUCACCUUCGCCCCCCGCAAGUCCGUCUUCGACAUCGGCAAUGAGACGUCCAUCACCAAUGAGUUCCGAGGCUUUUUCUCACUUUUUUGGAUCUCCAUUUUUAUCUUCACCAUCCAAACUUAUGUGCGAAGCAUCGAAGCAAGUGGACGGCCAUUGAAUCUUCACUUUGCGACCAUGUUCUCGCAAGACGCCAUCACCCUUGCGCUGAGCGAUGCUGUCCUUGUUUUGAGCACUGGGCUUUGCGUGCCAUUUGCGAUUAUGCUCAAGAAAGGCCGGAUACAAUACUAUUGGACGGGGCUGAUUUUGCAACACGUUAUCCAAUCGGUAAUUCUGUUUUCUGCUAUUACAUGGACUUUCAAUCGGAAAUGGCCAUGGGUCCAAUCGGGUUUCCUAACUUUACACUCUCUGGUUAUGAUCAUGAAAAUGCACUCUUAUGCUACCAUGAACGGCCACCUUCAAAUAGUGCACAACCAUUCCAAGUGCGUUUUCAGCCAACUCCAGGAAGCGACAAAGCCCGUGGGUGGCUGGGAAAAGGCCCUCGACGAUGCAAAAACCAGACAAGCAGAACAGGACCUGGCGAACGCGAUUCCCGCAUCAUAUACUGACAGUACGCAUAGCACUCCAGCCAACGGUACUCCGUCCCUUCCAGAAGGUUCGUCAAGUUCAUAUGUGGAUGCUAGCACCGCCAACGCGCUGCGUAAGCGCCUUGCGGCCGUGGUUGCCCAAUCCUAUCGCAGCGGCGCUAGCGAGGGCAUGGGGAAUGCAGACGCAGAGGCGUCGCAAAACUCAGAACCCGCCACUUUUGUCGUCUCAAACGAACCCCCUCAAACGAUUGCGCCCCAUCCUCUCGUGAACCAUCCUAAUAACGAGAUUGCAGCGCUUGCAAAGGAAUACUCUGAGCUUCAGACAGAACUCACGAGUAUGGGGCCUCAGUAUGUGACUUGGCCGAAUAACAUCAGUUGGAAGAAUUUCGCUGUUUACCAGCUGAUCCCUACACUCGUUUAUGAGCUGGAAUAUCCAAGAACGGAGCGUAUCCGGCCUUUAUAUGUUUUCGAAAAGACGGUGGCCACCUUUGGGACUUUUGCCCUUCUGUACAGCGUGACGGAGAGUUUUAUUCUCCCAUACACGCCGACUGCGGACGAAUCUUUCGCCCGUGCAUUACUUGAUCUUGCCCUCCCUUUUAUGAUUGCUUACCUGUUGCUCUUCUACAUCAUCUUUGAAUGCAUAUGUAAUGGUUUUGCGGAACUUUCGUAUUUCGCAGACAGACAAUUUUAUGAAGAUUGGUGGAACUCGACCUCUUGGGACGAGUUCUCCCGGAAGUGGAACAAGCCAGUACAUGGCUUCUUGUUGCGUCACGUAUACGCUCCUACAAUCCUGAGCUACCGCCUCUCAAAGACCUCAGCCAUGCUCGUAACAUUCCUACUGAGUGCAUGUGUCCACGAACUGGUGAUGGUCGUGGUGACGCGGAAAAUCAGGAUGUACCUUUUCCUGCUCCAGAUUGUCCAAAUUCCGAUGAUACUCAUCAGUCGAAUCCCCGCUAUCAAACAGAACAAGCUCAUGGGGAAUGUAACCUUCUGGCUUGGGCUGUAUGCUGGCUUCCCAUUGCUCUGCGUCGCAUAUGUCGCAUACUGAGCGACAAUAUUUUUGCAUAAUUUCGUUAUUCCUAUAUUUGGUAUUUAGAGCCCUCUAUAACAACGAUGAGAUAUGUAUCUGAGAUAUAAUCAACACUCCUGUAUUCGCAGCCAACACGUACUUACGAAUCUGAUCUUACGGCGCGUAGGAGCGUACUUUUGAGAAC
Molecule: messenger RNA, 1930 nt
Organism: Laccaria bicolor S238N-H82
Lineage: Eukaryota; Fungi; Basidiomycota; Agaricomycetes; Agaricales; Hydnangiaceae
Exons: 10
Coding region: 1-1764 (587 amino acids)
Biological process (GO): ergosterol metabolic process
Cellular component (GO): endoplasmic reticulum membrane
Molecular function (GO): ergosterol O-acyltransferase activity
Source: RefSeq, a predicted model, not a curated record